Indicator indicator is the source of this 15945-nucleotide messenger RNA. It is a transcript of the gene EPPK1, whose product is annotated as epiplakin 1. Lineage: Eukaryota; Metazoa; Chordata; Aves; Piciformes; Indicatoridae. The annotation marks the transcript as partial. Gene Ontology annotation, cellular component: cell junction; cytoplasm; membrane. Gene Ontology annotation, molecular function: calcium ion binding; keratin filament binding; microtubule binding. The record is from RefSeq and is a predicted model, not a curated record. Gene Ontology annotation, biological process: intermediate filament bundle assembly; wound healing. The transcript has 19 exons.
GCGCUGCUGAAGGAGGCAAGUGCCCAUGGGGAGCAGCUGGCAGGGCUGGAGGCUGUGGCUGCCCGCCUGAGGGACUUCAGCAGGAGGCAGGAUGGAGCUGUCAUCCAGAAUCUGCUGCUGAGUGCCAGGGAGCGGCUGGGCAAGGUGCUGCAGCGGGCAGCUGAGCGUGGGGCACAGCUGGAGGAUGCCCGCAAGCGCGCCAAGCAGUUCAGCGAGUCCCGGCGACUGCUCCUGGACUGGAUGGAUGAGGUGGAGCAGAGCCUGGAGGUACCACAGGAUGCAGGCAUGAGCCAGGAGGAGAUCAAGGACCAGCUGGCUGAGCACAAGGUGGGCUUCCAGGAGGAAGUCAAGGGCCAGCUGGCUGCAUUCCAGAAGGUUCUGCGUGCCAAGCGCCCAGUGCUGGAGGCCACUCUGCGCAGCGGGAGGGCACUGCGGGAGCGGGCACGGUGCCAGCAGGACCUGCAGCCGCUGGAGGAGCUGCUGGGGGAGCUGAAGGAGCGAUGGGAUGGGCUCUGUGCCCAUGCCGCGGAGAGGUGGCACCAGUGGCACCUGCAGCACCAGCUGGAGGAGCAGCUGCUGUUCUCAGGCAGGUUCUCAGAGGCGCUGCGGGCCCUGCUGGACUGGCUGUGCCACGCCGAGCCCCAGCUCUGCCAGGAUGCGCCUGUCGGUGGGCACCGCGACCUGGUGGCUGACCUGAUGGACAAGCACAAGGUGUUCCAGAAGGAGCUGGGCAAGCGGGCAAGCUGCGUGCGGGCACUGAAGCGCUGGCUGCGGGACCUGCCGCGGGGCAGCACUGGCACCGGCGACUCGCAGUGGCUGCAGCAGCAAGUGGAGGAGCUCAGUGCCCGCUGGGACCUGGUCUGUGCCCUCUCUGUCUGCAAGCAGACCCGGCUGGAGGCUGCCCUGCGCCAGGCAGAGGAGUUCCACAGCCUGGUCCAGUCCUUCCUGGGUCACCUCUCGGAGUCGGAAAAAAGUCUCAAGUUUGGCAUCUUGCCCGAGGAGGAGGAGGCCGUGCAGGAGUGCCAGGGCCAGCUGCAGUGCCAGGAGCUGGAGCUGGAGUGCAUCACCUCACUAGGGGAAGAGAUCCUGGCCACCUGCCACCCUGAUUCCGUUGUCACCAUCAAGUCCUGGGUGACAGUGGUCAAGAGCCGCUUCCAGGAGGUGCUGAGCUGGGCGCAGCAGCAGGGGGAGCGGCUGCGGGCGCAGGCAGCAGCGCUGGCGGUGCAGCGGGAGGAGGUGGCACGGCUGGCAGAGUGGAUGGCAUCGGCUGAGGAGGCGCUGAGCCUGCGGGACCAGGAGCCACUGCCCGAAGAGGCCAAGGCGCUGGAGGAGCUCAGUGUCCAGCACACGGUCUUCAUGGAGGAGCUGAACCGCAAGCAGCCUGAGGUGGAGAAGGUCACCAAGAGCAGCAAGCAGAAGCUGGGCCCUGACCUGGGACCCCCGGCCACCCGCCGGCUGCCCUCACGUCGCCGCAGCAGCGGAAAGGCAGCAGGCACGCUGGCAGUGCCACUCGGGGGGCUGGAGGCCCAGAGCCCGCUGUUGGCCCAGCUCCUGCAGCGCUGGCAGCAGCUCUGGCUGCUGACACUGGACCGGCAGUACCGGCUGGAGACCGCCCAGCAGCGCCUGCGCGAGCUGGAGGAGUUUGCCCACUUUGACUUCGGGGCCUGGCGCCAACGCUACGUGCAGUGGAUCGGGCGGCGCAAGGCACGGGCACUCGACAUCUUCCGUGGCAUCGACCGGGAGCAGGCUGGGCGCGUCAGCCAGCGCCAGUUCAUCGCCAGCGUCCUUGCCUCCAAGUUCCCCACCAACGUGCUGGAGAUGACAGCGGUGGCUGCCAUCUUUGACACCAACGGCGAUGGCUUCAUCGACUACUGCGAGUUCCUCAGUGCCCUGCACCCCAGCCGGGACCCCCUGCGCCGCGGUGCCGACGCUGACCAGAUCCAGGACGAGGUCAACAGGCAGGUGGCCCAGUGCAACUGUGCCAAGCGCUUCCAGGUGGAGCAGAUCAGUGCCAACAGGUACCGGUUCCCGUCUCAGACCGUGCCCACCUGGUGCCUACAGUUCGGGGAGUCGCAGCAGCUGCGCAUGGUGCGGAUCCUGCGCAGCACCCUGAUGGUGCGGGUCGGCGGCGGCUGGAUCGCGCUGGACGAGUUCCUGGUGAAGAACGACCCCUGCAGAGGUGCCCACGGGGGAGGUCUGCGGUGGCGGGAAGCCAGGUGCCGCCAUGCGGUGAAGGGCAGGACCAACCUGAAGAUCAAUGAGCGCUACCUGUCCUCAGACGCCUUCGGGGCCACCAAGGGUGCAGGGACCCCCGCGUCCCCCUCCCCCAAAGCGCUGAGCAUCGCAGGUGUGUACGUGGAGGCCUCCAAGAAGACAAUGAGCUUUUAUGAUGCCACCAGAGAGCACCUCCUGAGCCUGGACUCAGCGCUCUGCCUGCUGGAGGCUCAGGCUGCCACAGGCUCCAUGGUGGACCCGGUGAGGACCAGGCAGGUCUCAGUGGCAGAGGCUGUGCAGCUGGGGCUGGUGGGGCUGGAGCUGAAGGAGAAGCUGCUGGCUGCAGAGAGAGCUGCCACCGGCUUCGUGGAUCCCUACACCGAGGAGAAGAUCUGCCUCUACCAGGCCAUGCAGAAGGAGCUGAUGGGACAGGAACAGGGCACCCGGCUGCUGGAGGCCCAGGUGGCCACCGGGGGCAUCAUUGACCCCACCACUGGCUGCCGGCUGCCAGCAGAUGCUGCCCAUCAGAGGGGGUGUCUGAGUGAAGAGCUGACCCAGCUUCUGGCUGACCCCAGCAGUGAGGACACCAAAGGGUUCCUCGACCCCAACACUAUGGAGAAGGUCACCUACAGGGAACUCAUGAAGAGGUGCGUGGUGGACCCAGUCUCAGGCUUCCUCCUGCUGCCCCUGCAGGUCACGUUCCCUGGGCUGGGAGGGAGGGUGAGCAGCAGGGACCUGCUAGACUCUGGCAUCAUCAGCCCUGAGACCUUCAAGGCUCUGGAGGAGGGAAGAGUUUCCACCCAGGAGGUGGCAGAGGAUGACUCGGUUCAGCAGUUCCUGCACGGGACAAGGAGCGUGGCCGGGGUUGUCCUGGCCUCGGGUGAGCGGAGAAGCCUCUACCAGGCACUGCAAGAGCAUCUCCUGGUGCCUGGAGCUGCUCUGAUGCUCCUGCAGGUCCAGGCCUCCAUGGGCAGCCUGAUGGACCCCAUAAAGAACAAAAGCUUCUCUGUGGAUGAGGCUGUCAGGGUGGGUCUCAUUGGCCCAGAGCUUCAUGAGAAGCUAUCCUCAGUGGAGAGAACCCUCACUGGGUACCAGGACCCCUGCACUGGGGAGAUGCUCUCUCUCUUCCAAGCCACCAAGAAAGGCUUCAUCCCCCAGAGUCUCGGCUUCUGCCUUCUGGAGGCCCAGGUGGCCACGGGGGGCAUAAUUGCCCCAGGCAGGCACCUCCGUGUCCCCCCAGAAACAGCCUGCAGAUGGGGACUCCUGGACGAGGCCACCAGGCAGCUCCUCUCCAGCCCUGCUGAGGAUAGCAAAGGGUUCUUCGACCCCAGCUCCAAGGAGAAGCUGAGCUACGCGGAGCUGCUCAAGCGCUGUGUCACCGACCCUAGCACAGGACUCCUGCUGCUGCCUCUUGGAGAGGGGACCCAGCUCUUCUUUGACCACAGGAGCCAAGCAGCUCUGGAGGACACAUGGGUGCCUGUUGCUCUGGGCAGGUUCAAGGGCAAGCCGGUGUCCCUCUGGAAGCUUCUAUUCUCUGACCUCCUCCCCAGUGGGCUGAGAGCUGCCCUGGCCCAGCGCUACCUUGCAGGGACGCUCUCUGCACAGGAGCUGGGGAAGGAGAUCAGUGCCACCAUCGAGGAGGUGGCUUCCACUGCUAAUGUCACCUUUGAAGGGCUGAGGGAGCAGGUGACAGCCGACCAGCUCCUGAGCUCCGAGAUCAUCAACAAGGAUUUGUUUAAGAAGCUAAAGGAGGGAGAAACCUCAGCCAAAGACGUUGUCAGCAUGGACACCAUCAAGAAGUACCUGAAAGGGACAGGGAGCAUCGGGGGGCUGCUGCUGCCUGACUCCCAGGAGAAGAUCAGCAUUUACCAGGCCAAGAGGAAGGGCCUCUUGCGGCCAGGGACCUCACUGAUCCUGCUGGAGGCCCAGGCUGCCACCGGCUUCAUCAUUGACCCCGCUGCCAACAGGGGGUACUCAGUGGAUGAGGCUCUGAGGGCCAACAUCAUCGGCCCAGAUGUCUAUGAGAAGCUGCUAUCUGCCGAGAAGGCCGUCACAGGCUACAGAGAUCCCUACUCAGGAGACACCAUCUCCCUCUUCCAGGCCAUGCAGAAGGAGCUGAUCGUCAAGGAGCAUGGCAUUCGCCUUCUCGAGGCCCAGAUCGCCACUGGCGGCAUCAUCGACCCCGUCCACAGCCACCGCAUCCCCGUGGAGGUGGCCUACAAGCGUGGCUACUUCAACAAGAAGAUGAACUUGAUCCUGUCCGACCCCAGUGACGACACCAAGGGCUUCUUCGAUCCCAACACCCAUGAGAACCUCACCUACCUGCAGCUGAAGGAGAAGUGCAUCACCGAGGCGUCCACUGGGCUCUGCCUCCUGCCCCUCAACAGCAGGAAGCGCCAGUUCGUCGACGAUGCCACCAGAAAGGUCUUCAGGAGCUCCUGGUUGUCCGUCAGGUUUGGGCGGCUCCGCGGCAAGAAGGUGUCCAUGUGGGACCUGCUGAACUCUGAGUACUUCAGCGAGGGGAGGCGUCGGGAGAUCUUCAACCACUAUCAGCUGAGGAAGGUCACCCUGGAGCAGAUCAAGGCCAUGCUGGAGGAGGAAAUGAAGAAAUGGGCUCCCAUCAAGUUCUCGGCCAUGAGAGGCAGUGUCAGCGCCUACCACCUGAUGGAGACUGGUGUCAUUGACAAGGUCCUGUUUGAGAAGGUGCUGGAGGGCUCUGUCACGCCAGAGCAGGUCCUGAACAUGGAAUCUGUCAGGAAGUACCUCUACGGCUCGGGCAGCAUUGGGGGAAUCGUCCUUCAGCCAUCAAACCAGAGAAUGAGCAUCUACGAGGCCAUGAAGCAGAACAUCAUGGUCCCGGGAGUUGCCCUGCCACUGCUGGAGGCCCAGGCUGCCACUGGCUUCAUCAUUGACCCAGUGACUAACCAGAAGCUGUGUGUGGAUGACGCCAUCAAGGAGGGUGUCAUCGGGCCAGAAGUCCACGAGAAGCUGCAGCACGCAGAAGGGGCUGUGACAGGCUACAAAGACCCUUUCACGGGCAAGAAGAUCCCCCUCUUCCAGGCGAUGAAGAAGGGCCUGGUGGCCGACAAGCAGGCCAUGCAGCUGAUGGAGGUGCAGAUGGCUACAGGAGGCAUCAUUGACCCAACGUGUGGCCACCAUCUCCCCACCGAAUCUGCCCAGAAGCGAGGGUGCCUGGAUGAGGACACAAGCAAAGCCCUCUCCGUGCCCAGUGACAGCACCAGAGCCUUCUGUGUCCCGGACAGCAAGGAGCCCCUGACCUACGCUGAGCUGAUCGAGCGCUGCCAGAAGGAUGAGGUCUCUGGCUUCCACCUGCUGCCUCUGGCCCAGCCAGCAGCUCCCAGCUACACUGACCAGCAGAUCCAGCAGAUCUUCAAGGAGACAAUGAUGAAGGAGAAGGGGGUAUCCCUCUGGGAGCUGAUCCACUCUGGGUACUUCACUGAGGAGCAGAAGAGAGACUUCAUGGAGAGGUUCCGCUCCCAGGACAUGUCGCUGCAGCAGCUGGUGGCUCUUGUGCUCAGGCUGGUUGGAGAGAUGGAGAUGAAAGCCGGCUCCAAGAUCUUCUUGGAAGGUUUGAGGGGUGGUGUUCCUGCAGUCUGGCUGCUGGAUACCGGCAUCAUCACCCAGAAGACCUUUGAAGAACUGGCUCAGGGCACAAGGACUCCCGAGGAGGUGGCUGCGAUGGAGAGUGUGAGAAGGUACCUGCAGGGCACAGGCAGCAUCGCUGGGGUGCUCGUAGAGGCAUCCAAGAAGAAGAUGAGCUUCUACGAAGCCAUGAAAAGCAACCUCCUUCUCUCUGGGGCUGCUCUGAAACUGCUGGAAGCUCAGGUGGCCACAGGACACCUGACAGACCCUGCCACCAACCAGAGGCUGAGCGUGAGGGAUGCUGUGAAAGCAGCUGUGGUUGGUGAGGAGCUCACCGAGAAGCUGCUCCUGGCCGAGCGGGCAGUGACCGGCUACAUGGACCCCUACACAGGCAGCUCCAUCUCGCUGUGCCAGGCGCUCCGCAAAGACCUGCUUCCCCUGGCAGAUGCUGUGCCCUUGCUGGAGGCCCAGCUGGCCACAGGAGGGGUCAUCGACCCCAUGCACCACCAUCACCUCCCACUCCGGGCCGCCUGCAGAUACGGCUUCUAUGAUGAGGACCUGAACCAAACACUCUCGCAGGUGGAUGACACCACCAGGGUCUUCUUCGACCCCAACACGAAGGAGAAGGUGACCUACCAGCAGCUGAAGGAUAGGUGCGUCUGUGAUGCCGAGUCAGGGCUCUGGCUCCUUCCCCUGUCAGAGGAGGCCAUGUUCUGUGUGGAUGAGCAAACCAUGGAGGUGCUGAAGUCUGUGACCGUUUGCGUCAACAUUGGGCGGUUCAAAGGGCAGACGGUGUCCAUCUGGGACCUGCUCAACUCGGAGUACCUCUCAGACAGCAAGAGAAGAGAGCUGGUGCAGAAGUUCAAGGACGAGAACACCGAGGUGCUGUGUGAGAUUGUAACCAUCGUCACCACCAUCAUCGAAGAGACCGAGGCACAGGGCAGAAAGUUUGCCUUCCAGGGCCUGCGGAAGCGAGUGUCGGCCAGCGACCUCUUCCAGUCCCAGCUGAUAGACAAGAAAACCCUCGAUGAGCUCAACCAGGGGAAGAAAACAGUCAAAGAGGUCACUGAGAUGGAGUCUGUCCGCCAGUACCUGGAGGGCAACAAUUUCAUAGCAGGAGUGCUCAUCCAGCCAAGCAAGGAGAAGAUGAGCAUCUACCAGGCCAUGAGGAGGGGUAUCCUGAGGCCAGGGACAGCUCUGGUGCUGCUGGAGGCACAGGCGGCCACUGGCUACAUCAUCGACCCAGAGAAGAACCAGAAGCUGUCAGUGGAGGACGCAUUGGAUGCAGGCCUGAUUGGAGGGGAGGUCUUCGAGAAGCUGCUGUGUGCUGAGAGGGCUGUAACGGGCUACACUGACCCCUACACCAAGGCCCCCAUGUCUCUCUUUGAAGCCAUGAACCAGGGGCUGAUUGUGAAGAGCCACGGCAUCCGCCUGCUCGAGGCCCAGAUCGCCACCGGUGGCAUCAUCGACCCUGUCCACAGCCACCGCAUCCCCGUGCAGGUAGCCUAUCAGCGUGGCUACUUCAACCAGGAGAUGAACCAGAUCCUCUCUGACCCCAGUGAUGACACCAAGGGCUUCUUUGACCCCAACACCCACGAGAACCUCACCUAUAUGCAGCUCCUGGAGAGAUGUGUCCAAGACUCCGAGACUGGGUUGUACAUGCUACAGGUGGUGAAGGAAGGAGGAAAGUACUUCUACAUUGAUGAGGUCACCAAGCAGGUUUUGCGCUCAAAGACCCUCAAAGUGAACGUUGGAAAGUUCAAGGACCAAUCAGUUUCCGUCUGGGAGGUCCUCUGUUCCCACUACAUCUCCAAGCACAAGCGGAAGGAGCUGGUGAUGCAGUACAAGUACAAGACCCUGACCCUGGAAGACCUCAUAGCCCUCAUCUGCAAGAUCAUUGAGGACACUGAGCGAAGAGCAGAAGCCUUGAAGGUCAGAGGGCUCCGUGGGGACGUGUCUGUGGCAGAGCUGUUCAGUUCUGAGAUCAUCGACAAGAAAACUCUGGAUCAGCUGCAGGAUGGAAGCCUCACGCUUGCCAGCCUCACCCAGAGGGAUACCAUCAAGAGGUACUUAGAUGGCACUGGUUGCAUCGCUGGGGUGCUGCUGCCAAAAAGGCAGGAGAAAAUGAGCAUCUACCAGGCCCUGCAGAAGGGCCUCCUGACAGAGCAGUGUGCAGAGGGGCUGCUGGAGGCACAGGCAGCCACUGGGUUCCUCAUUGACCCACUGAGGAGCCAGAAGCUGCCAGUGGCUGAGGCGGUGGUGGCCGGGCUGGUAGGCAGAGAGCUGCAGGAGAAGCUGCUGCUGGCAGAGAAGGCUGUGAUGGGCUACACAGAGCCUCAGACAGGAGACAAGAUCUGCCUCUUCCAGGCCAUACAGCAGAAGAUGGUGGUCAAGGAGCAUGGCAUCCGCCUGCUGGAGGCCCAGCUAGCCACUGGCGGCAUCAUCGACCCUGUCCACAGCCACCGCCUGCCUGUGGAAGUGGCCUACAGGCGCGGCUGCUUGGAUGAUGACAUGUUCCUCCUGCUGUCCGACCCAGACCAUGGCAGCAAAGGGUUCAUAGACCCAAACACCCAGGAGAAGAUCAGCUAUGGGCAGCUCCUGCAGAGAUGUGCCAAAGACAGAGACACUGGGUUCUACCUGCUGCAGGUGAUGGAACAGGAAGAGGACUACUUCUACAUCGACGAGCAGACAAGGAAGGCCCUGUUGGCCACCAAAGUGCAAGUGCCAGUGGGAAAAUACAGAGGAAAGGUCUUUUCCCUGUGGGAGCUGCUCUGCUCUGAGUACAUCACCGAGGAGAAACGGAAAGAGCUGGUGAAGAGAUACAAAGAGGAAUCCAACCACAUUCUCCAGGGCAUCGUUGAGACAAUCCUAAACAUCAUCAAGGAAAGAGAAGAGGAUAGAAGUGACAUCUGGUUCCAGGGGCUCAGACAGCAGAUAACAGCGUCAGAACUUCUCAGUGCACAGAUUAUCACAGAGGAGACCAUGGAGAAGCUCCACAAGGGAAAGGAGACAGCAGAAGACAUCGCACAGAUGGAGAGUGUCAGAAGAUACCUUGAGGGAACCGGAAGUAUUGCCGGAGUGCUGGUGCCCUCCAAGGCUGACCCCACCAAGCUGGAGAAGAUGAGCAUCUACCAGGCCAUGUGGAAGGGCAUCCUGAGGCAGGGCACGGCACUGGUGCUGCUGGAGGCGCAGGCGGCCACCGGCUUCAUCAUUGACCCAGUCAACAACAAGAAGCUGUCGGUGGACGAGGCGGUGGCGGCCGGGCUGGUGGGCAGCGAGCUACAGAAAAAGCUGCUCUCUGCUGAGAAAGCUGUGACUGGCUACAGCCACCCCUGCACAGGGCAGAAGAUGUCCCUCUUCCAGGCCAUGCAGAAGGAGCUGAUCGUCAAGGAGCAUGGCAUCCGCCUGCUCGAGGCCCAGAUCGCCACCGGUGGCAUCAUCGACCCCGUCCACAGCCACCGCCUGCCCGUGGAAGCUGCCUACCAGCGCGGCUACUUUGACCAGGAGAUGAACCAGGUCCUGUCCGACCCCGGUGAUGAUACCAAGGGCUUCUUCGACCCCAACACCCAGGAGAACCUCACCUACCUGCAGCUGCUGCGCCGCUGUGUGCCCGACCCAGCCACAGGGCUGCUGAUGCUGCAGCUGAUGGACAGGAGCUCAGUGCUGCACCAACUGUCCGAGGAUGCUCGCAAAGCCCUGCAGAGCACCCGCACCACCCUCAGCCUGGGGCUCUUCCAGGGCCAGAGCGUCACCCUCUGGGAGCUCCUCUUCUCCCGCUACGUCCCCGAGCUCCAGCGCCAGGACCUCCUACGCCAGUACAAGGCAGGGACGGUCACCAUCUCUGAGAUGCUCACCCUGCUCACCACCAUCGUCAUGGAGGCAGAGGGCCAGGGACAUAAAACUGCCCUGGGACAGAAGGUGACACAGGAGGAGGCCCCAGGAAAAGCCAAGAAUGGGGAGCCCCAGGACUCCAGGAACGGUGACACCAUAGGUGAGGACCAGGAAUGUGAAUGGGAGUUGAAGCAGUCCCUCAAGUCCUACACUACCGAGGUCCCAGCAGGAGCUUUCCAGGCCACAAAGGUCUCCCUCUGGGAGCUCCUCUUCUCCACCUAUGUCACUCAUGCCAAGAGGCAGGAGCUGCUGGGGCAGCUGAAGGCUGGCAGCCUGGCACUGGAUGAGCUGGCCAGGCUCCUCACCCUGCUGGUGCAGGAGGCCCUGGAGCGCAGCAGCCAGGUCAAGUUCAGAGGCCUCCGCAGGCAGGUGACCGCCUCGGACCUGCUGGACUCAGGCAUCAUCGACAGCGACACGAUGGCCCAGUUGGUGCAGGGCUCCAAGACGGUGCAGGAGGUGACCCAGAUGGCCUCCGUCAAGCGCUACCUGGAAGGCACCGGCUGCAUCGCCGGAGUGCUGGUGCCCUCCAAGGCCGACCCCGCCAAGCUGGAGAAGAUGAGCAUCUACCAGGCCAUGUGGAAGGGCAUCCUGAGGCAGGGCACGGCACUGGUGCUGCUGGAGGCGCAGGCGGCCACUGGCUUCCUGCUCGACCCCCACAGCAACCAGAAGCUGUCGGUGGACGAGGCGGUGGCGGCCGGGCUGGUGGGCAGCGAGCUGCACGAGAAGCUGCUGUCGGCGGAGAGGGCAGUCACCGGCUACAAGGACCCCUACACCGGGGACAAGAUCUCCCUCUUCCAGGCCAUGCAGAAGGAGCUGAUCGUCAAGGAGCAUGGCAUCCGCCUGCUCGAGGCCCAGAUCGCCACCGGUGGCAUCAUCGACCCCGUCCACAGCCACCGCCUGCCCGUGGAAGCUGCCUACCAGCGCGGCUACUUUGACCAGGAGAUGAACCAGGUCCUGUCCGACCCCGGUGAUGACACCAAGGGCUUCUUCGACCCCAACACCCAGGAGAACCUCACCUACCUGCAGCUGCUGCGCCGCUGUGUGCCCGACCCAGCCACAGGGCUGCUGAUGCUGCAGCUGAUGGACAGGAGCUCAGUGCUGCACCAACUGUCCGAGGAUGCUCGCAAAGCCCUGCAGAGCACCCGCACCACCCUCAGCCUGGGGCUCUUCCAGGGCCAGAGCGUCACCCUCUGGGAGCUCCUCUUCUCCCGCUACGUCCCCGAGCUCCGGCGCCAGGACCUCCUACGCCAGUACAAGGCAGGGACGGUCACCAUCUCUGAGAUGCUCACCCUGCUCACCACCAUCGUCAUGGAGGCAGAGGGCCAGGGACAUAAAACUGCCCUGGGACAGAAGGUGACACAGGAGGAGGCCCCAGGAAAAGCCAAGAAUGGGGAGCCCCAGGACUCCAGGAACGGUGACACCAUAGGUGAGGACCAGGAAUGUGAAUGGGAGUUGAAGCAGUCCCUCAAGUCCUACACUACCGAGGUCCCAGCAGGAGCUUUCCAGGCCACAAAGGUCUCCCUCUGGGAGCUCCUCUUCUCCACCUAUGUCACUCAUGCCAAGAGGCAGGAGCUGCUGGGGCAGCUGAAGGCUGGCAGCCUGGCACUGGAUGAGCUGGCCAGGCUCCUCACCCUGCUGGUGCAGGAGGCCCUGGAGCGCAGCAGCCAGGUCAAGUUCAGAGGCCUCCGCAGGCAGGUGACCGCCUCGGACCUGCUGGACUCAGGCAUCAUCGACAGCGACACGAUGGCCCAGUUGGUGCAGGGCUCCAAGACGGUGCAGGAGGUGACCCAGAUGGCCUCCGUCAAGCGCUACCUGGAAGGCACCGGCUGCAUCGCCGGAGUGCUGGUGCCCUCCAAGGCCGACCCCGCCAAGCUGGAGAAGAUGAGCAUCUACCAGGCCAUGUGGAAGGGCAUCCUGAGGCAGGGCACGGCACUGGUGCUGCUGGAGGCGCAGGCGGCCACUGGCUUCCUGCUCGACCCCCACAGCAACCAGAAGCUGUCGGUGGACGAGGCGGUGGCGGCCGGGCUGGUGGGCAGCGAGCUGCACGAGAAGCUGCUGUCGGCGGAGAGGGCAGUCACCGGCUACAAGGACCCCUACACCGGGGACAAGAUCUCCCUCUUCCAGGCCAUGCAGAAGGAGCUGAUCGUCAAGGAGCAUGGCAUCCGCCUGCUCGAGGCCCAGAUCGCCACCGGUGGCAUCAUCGACCCCGUCCACAGCCACCGCCUGCCCGUGGAAGCUGCCUACCAGCGCGGCUACUUUGACCAGGAGAUGAACCAGGUCCUGUCCGACCCCGGUGAUGAUACCAAGGGCUUCUUCGACCCCAACACCCAGGAGAACCUCACCUACCUGCAGCUGCUGCGCCGCUGUGUGCCCGACCCAGCCACAGGGCUGCUGAUGCUGCAGCUGAUGGACAGGAGCUCAGUGCUGCACCAACUGUCCGAGGAUGCUCGCAAAGCCCUGCAGAGCACCCGCACCACCCUCAGCCUGGGGCUCUUCCAGGGCCAGAGCGUCACCCUCUGGGAGCUCCUCUUCUCCCGCUACGUCCCCGAGCUCCGGCGCCAGGACCUCCUACGCCAGUACAAGGCAGGGACGGUCACCAUCUCUGAGAUGCUCACCCUGCUCACCACCAUCGUCAUGGAGGCAGAGGGCCAGGGACAUAGAACUGCCCUGGGACAGAAGGUGACACAGGAGGAGGCCCCAGGAAAAGCCAAGAAUGGGGAGCCCCAGGACUCCAGGAACGGUGACACCAUAGGUGAGGACCAGGAAUGUGAAUGGGAGUUGAAGCAGUCCCUCAAGUCCUACACUACCGAGGUCCCAGCAGGAGCUUUCCAGGCCACAAAGGUCUCCCUCUGGGAGCUCCUCUUCUCCACCUAUGUCACUCAUGCCAAGAGGCAGGAGCUGCUGGGGCAGCUGAAGGCUGGCAGCCUGGCACUGGAUGAGCUGGCCAGGCUCCUCACCCUGCUGGUGCAGGAGGCCCUGGAGCGCAGCAGCCAGGUCAAGUUCAGAGGCCUCCGCAGGCAGGUGACCGCCUCGGACCUGCUGGACUCAGGCAUCAUCGACAGCGACACGAUGGCCCAGUUGGUGCAGGGCUCCAAGACGGUGCAGGAGGUGACCCAGAUGGCCUCCGUCAAGCGCUACCUGGAAGGCACCGGCUGCAUCGCCGGAGUGCUGGUGCCCUCCAAGGCCGACCCCGCCAAGCUGGAGAAGAUGAGCAUCUACCAGGCCAUGUGGAAGGGCAUCCUGAGGCAGGGCACGGCACUGGUGCUGCUGGAGGCGCAGGCGGCCACUGGCUUCCUGCUCGACCCCCACAGCAACCAGAAGCUGUCGGUGGACGAGGCGGUGGCGGCCGGGCUGGUGGGCAGCGAGCUGCACGAGAAGCUGCUGUCGGCGGAGAGGGCAGUCACCGGCUACAAGGACCCCUACACCGGGGACAAGAUCUCCCUCUUCCAGGCCAUGCAGAAGGAGCUGAUCGUCAAGGAGCAUGGCAUCCGCCUGCUCGAGGCCCAGAUCGCCACCGGUGGCAUCAUCGACCCCGUCCACAGCCACCGCCUGCCCGUGGAAGCUGCCUACCAGCGCGGCUACUUUGACCAGGAGAUGAACCAGGUCCUGUCCGACCCCGGUGAUGAUACCAAGGGCUUCUUCGACCCCAACACCCAGGAGAACCUCACCUACCUGCAGCUGCUGCGCCGCUGUGUGCCCGACCCAGCCACAGGGCUGUAUCUCCUUCAAAUGAGCACAAUGUCUGCAGGGGCAACGGAGAACCUGAGUGGACUUCCUCAGAACAACAACGUGGGAAGGAACCUGGCUGCAGGUGGACACAAAGAGACGAGUGAAGGCAGCUUCAUAGCUGGAGUCUUCCUCCAGGGCACGAAGAAGAAGCUGAGCAUCUACGAGGCCAUGGUGAGGGGGCUCCUGACGCCGGGCACGGCGCUGGUGCUGCUGGAGGUGCAGGCAGCCUCGGGGCUCCUGCUGGACCCGGUGAGGAACCAGAAGCUGUCGGUGGCUGAGGCGCUGGCUGAAGGCCUCAUCGGCAGGGACUUCCACCAGAAGCUGCUGUCUGCUGAGGGGGCGGUGGCAGGGUACAUGGAGCCCUGCACGGGGCAGAAGAUGUCCCUGCUGCAGGCCAUGCGGAGAGGCCUCAUCGUCAGGGAGCAUGGCCUGCGCCUGCUCGCAGCCCAGGUCGCCACCGGCGGCAUCAUCGACCCCGGCCAUGGCCACCGCCUGCCUGUGGAGCUGGCCUGCCAGCGUGGCUACCUGGACCAGGAGCUGUGCCAGUGUCUGUGUGACCCCAAGAACCAAACCAGGAGCUGCUUCGACCCCAACACCCAGGAGAACCUCACCUACCUGCAGCUGCUGCGCCGCUGUGUGCCCGACCCAGCCACAGGGCUGCUGAUGCUGCAGCUGCUGGACAGGAGCUCAGUGCUGCACCGGCUGCCAGAGGAUGCCCGCAGAGCCCUGCAGAGCACCCGCACCACCCUCAGCCUGGGGCUCUUCCAGGGCCAGAGCGUCACCCUCUGGGAGCUCCUCUUCUCCCGCUACGUCCCUGAGUCCCAGCGGGAGGAGCUGCUGAGGAGAUACAAGGAGGGGACAGUCACCAUCUCGGAGAUGGUCACCAUCCUCACCACCACCAUCACCAGGGCUGAAGAGCAAGGAGGGGAUCUGAGCUCAUCCACAGCCAGACCCAACCCCGAGGCAGGACCUUCACAACCAGUCCAGGAAAUGCAGUCCCAGGAGCAACAGCUGCGGAAGUCCUUGAAGUCUGCAACCAUCGCGGUCACUGCUGGGGAGCUCCAGGGGCAGAACGUCUCCCUGUUGGACCUGCUCUUCUCCAGCUACAUCCCUCAAGAGAAGCGGCAGGAGCUGCUGGAGCUGUACAGAGCAGGCAUCCUGACCACAGAGCAGGUGGCCGCCGUGGUCACCACCAUUGUCAACAGGACAGAGGCUGCAAACGCUGUGCUCCUGGACAGUGCCAGAAGUCCACACACAGUGGCGCCAAAGGCAGGGGACAAUGGAGAGGAGUUCUCAACACAAGAUAGUAUCUUGAAGUCCACCACCAUUGAGGUACCAGCUGGGGAGUCCCAGGGCAGGCAGGUCUCUGUGUGGGACUUGCUCUUCUCCAGGUAUGUUCCUGAGGAGAAGAGGCAGGAGCUCCUGCAGCUCUACCAUGAAAGGCUAUUGACUCUGGAGCAGAUGACAACUGUGGUCACCACGCUGGUCAAGAAAAAAGAAUCAGCACAAAGGAAGUUCCAAGUUUCAGCCAAGGUCUCCAACAAGGACACCGUGCCACCAGGGGAGCAGGAUGCUCAGGACUCCUCCAAGGAAGAGCCUUGGAAAAUAGCCUUGAAGACCACAGUGGUUGACAUGGAGGUUGGAGAAUUCCGAGGCCACAAGGUGAAGAUGGUGGUCAGCACCAUUGUGACCAAGGCAGAAACAGCAAGAGCAGAGCAGUCUGCAAGUGAGAGAGGUCCAAGAGAGGAGUCAAUGGUUGUAGAAGCUGAGGAUACCCACAUGCAGGACAGGAUCUGGGAGGAGACCCUGAAGUCCACCACAGCUGGGAUAUCACUGGAUGAGUUCCAGGGCAGGCAGGUCUCUGUGUGGGACCUGCUCUUCUCUGACUACAUCCCUGAAGAGAAGAGGCAGGAGCUCCUGCAGCUCUACCAUGCAGGGACAUUGGCCUUGGAGCAGAUGACAACUGUGGUCACCACGCUGGUCAAGAAAAAAGAAUCCACACGAAGGAAGUUCCAAGUUUCAGCCAAGAUCUCCAACAAGGACACCUUGCCAGCAGAAGAGCAGGAUGGUCAGAACUCCUCCAAGGAAGAGCCUUGGAAAAUAGCCUUGAAGACCACAGUGGUUGACAUGGAGGUUGGAGAAUUCCGAGGCCACAAGGUCUCUGUGUGGGACCUGCUCCACUCCAAGUACAUCCCUGAGGAGAAGAGGCAGGAGCUCCUGCAGCUUUACCGUGAAGGUACACUCCCCAUCCAGGAACUGGUCAGCAUCCUGGCGGGCAGCCAAAGGCACCUUCCCCAGCAGACAGUGGAUCUCCUGCAGUCCGAGGGCUCCUACAUCACCUUUGGCCAGUUCCAGGAGCAGAAGGUGUCUGUCUGGGAGCUGCUCUCCUCCAAGCAGGUCUCCAAGUACCAGCGAGAGGCCCAGCUGGACUCAUACAGCAAUGGGAGGCUGAUGGUCAACAAGAUCACCGUCACCACCACCGUCAUCACCCGCCCACAGCGCCACUAG